CACUCGUCAUGUCCACCGCUCUCACCACCACCACCUCAUCCUCCUCCUUCAUCACCUAGCUCCAUCUCCCUCUUGUCCUCCUCACAACCGACUAGCUCGACUAGCACCCUUACACCUCCCACUCAACACACUCACACUCAAUCACACUCUGUCUCACCCUCCCAUCAUCCCCCUCCCCAUUUCCGCUUCUCUUGUCCUGGCUCAUUCUUGCCUCCCCACGCAUCAUCAUACCUUGUCCAGCCCCCCGCUCAUCAUUCUCUUCAUCGCCGACGCAAACAACACAGCAUUCACAGCCAUUCAAUUUCAGUCACACAAUUAGCAUCCAACAUUCACCCCCGACUGCCGACCACAGCGCCGAGCGCCGCGCCCGGGCCCUUCCGCACAACCCCUCGCAUCCUUCCUCCCUCCCCACCACCCCACAGGCCACACAGACCCCAGCUCGUGCUCCAGUCAACAUAACACACGCCUUCCUCCCCAUCUCUCAACUCUCAACACUACACUCUUCAUCAUCAUUACUCCACUACUCCAACUCGCCAUGGCAAGCUCGGCGCCAUCUUGUCGCGCGCCCUCGGGCUUCCGCAAUCUGCCAAACCCAUACGCCCUCUUCACACCACGCCUCGUCUUCACCACUCUCGCACCCAAAGAUGCUGCGCUGGGACCAUAUGCCCACCCAACAACUGGCAAGCCCAUGCACCUCUUCUCCCGUGCGCGCCAUCCCCCAUUGUAGUGCUUGGCCGCCACUGACCACCAGUCGAUCAUGAUCUGUACUACACGCCAUUCAAGAACGACU
This is a messenger RNA of Cutaneotrichosporon oleaginosum, 790 nucleotides long. NCBI's taxonomy places the organism in Eukaryota, Fungi, Basidiomycota, Tremellomycetes, Trichosporonales, Trichosporonaceae. The record is from RefSeq and is a predicted model, not a curated record.